AUGACCAAGGACGAUAUCAAAGUGUGGACUGAGCAGGAGACCGUGGCUAUGCGAGAGCGUGGUGAUAAGUUGAACAUAUACAAUGUCAACUUGGAGAAGGCUCCAUCCAUGGGUGAUAUUCGCCUUCUGCUCACGACAGAAGAAAGACAGUCACCCAAUGAGAAGGGUAGAGUCCUGGAAAGUGGAACAGUAACCUGA
Sparassis crispa is the source of this 198-nucleotide messenger RNA. RefSeq lists its product as hypothetical. The coding region runs from base 1 to 198 and encodes 65 amino acids. Lineage: Eukaryota; Fungi; Basidiomycota; Agaricomycetes; Polyporales; Sparassidaceae. The record is from RefSeq and is a predicted model, not a curated record. The transcript is spliced from 2 exons.